This is a messenger RNA of Alligator mississippiensis (American alligator), 6610 nucleotides long. RefSeq names its product FERM, ARH/RhoGEF and pleckstrin domain protein 2 (gene FARP2). Gene Ontology annotation, molecular function: guanyl-nucleotide exchange factor activity. Lineage: Eukaryota; Metazoa; Chordata; Crocodylia; Alligatoridae. Gene Ontology annotation, cellular component: cytoskeleton. The record is from RefSeq and is a predicted model, not a curated record. The transcript has 27 exons. Bases 1026 to 4199 code for a protein of 1057 amino acids.
UUGGGUGGCCAGCCCAGGGCAGGGACUUGCACAUGCUCCUUUAAUAGCACUGGAGGUGAAACUUAGCAUCAUAUGAUCUGCUUCUGACCAUAGCUACCGGGGGUGGUUCUGUGGCCAUAAAGGCCCCUUUCUUCCCUGCUUCAGGAGUGCUUUGCUGUGAGGAAAAAAGAUUUGUAGAACAAGAAGGGAAGGAGCAUCCAAACUAAGAAGAUACUGAGCCAGUAAGGUAGCAUAGGGAUAGGUAUAUGUGGCAAUAGACCCUAAUUGAAGGAGCUCUAUCCUUAGGGAGGAGUAGCUUAGCACCCAAGUAACUCCCUCUGUAGCCCAGCUGCAGGAGCCCUCAGCAGCAGGAUCUGGAGUUGUGAGGGUGGCCUUUAAAUGGAUGGGUGGCGUGCGGAGAAACGGAGGGAAGGGAAAACUAGCAACUAGAAGGGAACAAGUGGCCACUUAUGACUUUACCAAUUUGAGGAGGGGAGAUGACAAGAUUUUAGAAAUCCAGAUUUUCUGUGUAAGGUAGGCUCUUGAACUCUGGCUAGGGCAGGGUCUUGGUUUCACUCCACUAAUUUUUUGGGGACAGCUCUUCUGUCCUGUAAGCCACCUAAAGGAGGGGGUGGUGUAGCUGGAGACAGUGCAUUUCCCCCCUUCCUCAGAGACUCAGUGUUGCUGCUCAUGCAGUGUUGCUUUUGGGGUAGGAAAUUGUGUGUGCUGAGAAGGGUCUUGUGAUCUUUUCAGGGGUAGUUGUGGCCUGUGUUCGCCCACUUCUGAGUGCAAAGCUUUGGGCUUGUGGGAAGCAAGUUCUUUUCUUGCUGUCCCUUUUGGUAACAUCUGUUCAACGUAAUGUCCUUCCAGCCUGUCCUGUUUUAACUAUAAAGUCAGACAGAGUUACAGGACAAAGCAGGGAGGUCUCUCUCUAAGGGAACCACAAGGAUGUGGUAGAAAUAAAUUGCAUUCAGUGAGAAAGUGAAGAGAAUGGUGCUUGCAAGAAGGAUGCCCAAAAGUUUUUGGACAUUGCCUCUGGAUGAAUAAUGGGGGAGAUUGAGGGAACAUAUCGAGUCCUGCAGACUCCUGGUUCUCGUUUGGGAGUCCAGAAGAACAGUGGAGUGAGCACACUGGAGCCUGGGCAGAACCUCUCUACCGCAAUGGCAUCAACACCUAGCAAAGUCCAUGAGAGGGAUCUACACAUCAAAAUAAAGAUGUUGGACAAUACUGUGGAAGUACUUGACAUUGAGUCAAAAUGCUAUGGCCAGACGGUGCUGACAGAAGUUUAUAAACACCUAAAUUUAAUUGAGUCCGACUACUUUGGAAUUGAGUUCCAGAACAUCCAAUCAUACUGGAUUUGGCUCGAACCUAUGAAACCUAUUGUUAAACAAGUACGGAGACCAAAGAAUACAAUGCUUCGUCUAGCUGUAAAGUUUUUCCCUCCUGACCCAGGUCAGCUGCAAGAGGAAUAUACCAGAUACCUGUUUGCAUUACAAAUCAAGAGGGAUUUAGCAGAAGAACGACUAACCUGCAGUGACAAUACAGCAGCACUUCUCAUCUCUCAUCUUCUACAAUCUGAGAUAGGGGAUUUUGAUGAAUAUGAGGAUCGUGAACACCUUAAAACAAAUCGAUACUUGCCAAACCAGGAAAGAAUACAAGGAAAGAUACUGGAGUUUCACAGGAAGCACAUGGGACAAACUCCUGCUGAGUCUGAUUUCCAGGUACUUGAAAUUGCUCGAAAACUGGAGAUGUAUGGCAUUAGAUUUCAUCUAGCAUCUGACCGGGAGGGGACGAAAAUUAACCUAGCUGUUUCACACAUGGGUGUCCUUGUCUUCCAGGGUAGCACAAAAAUCAACACCUUCAACUGGUCCAAGGUCCGUAAACUAAGCUUCAAGCGGAAAAGAUUCCUUGUUAAACUCCAUCCAGAGGUUCAUGGUCCAUAUCAGGAUACAUUGGAGUUCCUGUUGGGAAGCAGAGAUGAGUGUAAGAACUUCUGGAAAAUCUGUGUGGAAUAUCACACUUUUUUCAGGCUGUUUGAUCAGCCAAAACCAAAAGCUAAAGCAGUCUUCUUCAGUAGAGGAUCUUCAUUCAGAUACAGUGGACGAACACAGAAACAGCUGGUGGAUUAUGUUAAAGACAGUGGGAUGAAGAAAACUCCCUAUGAAAGGAGGCACAGCAGAUCUAGAGCGUCUGCCCACACCUUUAACACAAAUGUGCCAAAACAGAAUGUCUCAUUUACUGAGACCUUAAGACUUCCUGAGUCUUCUGCCUCAGUAUCUGCCCCCUUCUAUUCAGUCCAUACAUCAUCCACCACCACCAGCAGCACACCCAUCUUAAUAGACACCAGUCCUUCCUCCUUGGACCCUAGAGCACCAUACAUGAGGAACCCAACAGCAGAAAAGAGUCUUGCCACACCUGCUGAAGACACUGGGAAGAAAAUGUCACAGCAGCCUGGAUCUCCCAUACUCCAGCCAUUCCAAGUUCUAGGCCUUUCAGGGGAGCAUCCACAGCUGUCGCCAUUCACUUCGAAGAGUCAACUGAGUUUGAACCCUGCAGUUCAAGUGAAUUUGCACCCAGGUGGCCAGGGUCCAUCUCCUCUUCUGAGCCCUGUCUUGAGUGAUGCUGGUGGUGCCAGGGUAGAAGAGGAUGAUGAAGCCAGACGUAAGCGAUAUCCAACAGACAAAGCAUACUUCAUAGCCAAGGAGAUUCUUGCUACAGAACGGACAUAUUUGAAAGAUCUAGAAGUUAUAACAGUAUGGUUUCGCAGUGCAGUCAUCAAGGAGAAUGCCAUGCCAGAAGGUUUAAUGACAUUGCUCUUCUCCAACAUAGAUCCAAUUUAUGAGUUUCAACGAAGUUUCCUGAAAGAGAUUGAGCAGAGACUAGUGCUGUGGGAAGGACGGUCCAGUGCUCAUGUGAAAGGAGAUUACCAGCGGAUUGGAGAUGUCAUGCUCAGGAACAUGCAUGCAUUGAAGGAGUUUACCAGCUACUUGCAGAAACACGAUGAGGUUCUGACAGAACUGGAGAAAGCAACCAAGCGCUUAAAGAAACUGGAAAUGGUUUAUAAGGAGUUUGAACUACAGAAGGUUUGCUACCUGCCACUCAACACUUUCCUGCUCAAGCCCAUCCAAAGGCUUAUGCACUAUAAACUAAUCCUGGGGAGACUUUGCAAGCAUUACACGACUGAACACCGGGACUAUGCUGAUUGCAGGAGUGCACUAAAGGAGGUCACAGAGAUGACAUCCCAGCUGCAGCACAGCUUGAUCCGCUUGGAGAAUUUCCAGAAACUGACAGAACUGCAGCAUGAUUUGGUCGGCAUUGAUAACCUCGUUGUACCUGGGAGGGAGUUUAUCCGCGAGGGUUGCUUGUACAAGCUUACAAAAAAGGGUUUACAACAGAGGAUGUUCUUUCUGUUCUCAGAUAUGUUACUAUACACAAGCAAAGGAGUUACGGGUACCAAUCAGUUUAAAAUUCAUGGACAACUUCCUCUCCAUGGCAUGCUGGUGGAAGAGAGUGAGAAUGAAUGGUCUGUCCCCCACUGCUUCACAAUCUAUUCUGCUCAGAAAACCAUAGUAGUGGCUGCAAGCACCCGCCUGGAAAUGGGGAAGUGGAUGGAAGACCUAAACAUGGCCAUUGAAAUAGCCAAGAAAUCUACUGAGAACUCUGAUGUGUUCCUGGAAAGCUCCGUGUGCAAUCGCUCUAACAGAUCCUCUGAUGAGGUCUCUCUAGAACAAGAGUCUGAAGAUGACAUACACUCUUCUCGUAGCUCGCUGGACAGGCAGAGCCACCACCGUGCCAACACUACCAUGCACGUGUGCUGGUACCGCAACACGAGCGUCUCCAUGACUGACCACAGUGUGGCUGUUGAGAAUCAACUCUCAGGAUACCUGCUGAGAAAGUUCAAAAACAGCAAUGGCUGGCAGAAGCUCUGGGUCGUCUUCACCAACUUUUGCUUGUUCUUCUACAAGACUCACCAGGAUGAUUAUCCAUUGGCCAGUCUCCCACUCCUUGGAUACACAGUCAGCACCCCAGUGGAGGCAGAUGGCAUCCAGAAAGACUACGUCUUCAAGCUGCAGUUCAAAUCCCAUGUGUACUUUUUCAGGGCUGAGAGCAAGUACACCUUUGAAAGGUGGAUGGAAGUGAUCAAGAGAGCCACAAGUUCUCCAGCAAGAUCUAGCCUGUUGGCUCCCAAGGAUGAAAAGGAGGAGACUCUCACAAACUGAUGAGGGCAGAGCUGGGUCUCUGCUGUCAACAUCUAUUAGUGGGCUUGGGCGGGAAUAGGAGUUUGGGGCUGAUAAUGCUGUUAAGUUACAAGCUGAUUUCCACCUGGGGUGGGAAAGGUUGUUAAGCAAGAGAAGGGACAAACUGGAAUCACAUCAGGUUCAACUGGCUUUGAGGACACUGUCUGCUCCAAUCGCACCUAGUUGAAGAGACAGAGAACCUGACAAUGGCAGCAAAUCUCCCUCUGUGGGAAAAAUAAUGGUUUGUUAUGCGCACACGUUGUGGAAAGGAUCAUGUUUCAGUCAUGUGGAUUCUGGACAGGUUGGAGUAGCAGGUCUGGAUGGAGACAGAAGCGGUACCUGCCUCUUUCAUUGUCACUGGGUGUUCAGCAGCUGUCAGAGAUUAAUAGCAGCUGUCAGUGGUGUUCCUUGGCGCACAGUUGCUGGUGUCAGGCACUCUGGCUCCCAGCAGCUCCCUUAUCCUGACAGUCCAGCUAAAACCACCUAUGUACUGUUUGCUGCUCUUACCUUCAGCUUACCAUCCACAAACGUAUUAGACUCAUUGGAGCUCUGCAGAUGUAUCCACUUGAAUGCUUACAUUCAUACCUGAAAACAGUUUCUGUAGAAUGACUGAGCUACUCAGGAAACUGCCAUGGUAACACCUUCAUCUUGGUAUUUUAUUUUAUUCUGGUUUUGGAAAGGGAAUGGGGAGAACCUGAACCUUUGUUUGCUUAAACACGUCAUGUGGCACAGCUGGGAGCAGGGGAUGAGUGUGAGAAAACACCUGUGUUUUUCCUGAGACCUCAGAGGCUUCCUAACAUUGCUUGUUUUACCUCCUGAGUUCUUUGCCACCUGUACUCAGGGAGGGCUCACCUGGCAAAACCUUUACUUGUCCUCUGCUGGGGAAGGCAUCGCUUAAGGCAGGGAAAGCCAACAAACUACCCUCAGCAUCCUCUAGUGCAGUGGUUCUCAAUCUCUUUUGUACCAGGACCCAUUUGUAAACAUCAAUGGCCAGUCUGACCCAGUGCCUCCAGUCCCCAGCCCUGCAGUGUGUGGUGCAGUGGGGGAUGUGGGGUAUAGAGGUAACUCUGACAGCCUGCAAGGGAAAAGCCAGUUUCCCAUGUUUUCCUUUCUAAAGGAGAAUUGGUUUUUAAAGUUUGUUGAUCCAUUUUUAAUGUUUGUUUGCAACCCUUUCAUAUAUUCUUGCAACCCACAGGUUGAGAAAUGCUUCUGUAGUGUAGGGGAAAAGGAAGAGCAUCUUUUUUAACAGGUGUGCCACAAAUUAGCUCUGCACCUUUCCCAAGUGCCACUCUGAUUCCCUGCCUCUGCCCAAUCUAGCUGGUCCACCUUCUGCUCCCUGAGCUCUAUUUUCUGCUUCCUGUCCUGUCUGCUGCUGUGCUGCCUGUCCCUUCCUUGAUCUCUUGCGUACCACACACACAAGCUGCCCAUGCCACAGGUUGGCCACCUCUAUUUUGGGGCAAUUUGCUGCUGCUGGGGGGUGGAGGGAAGAGGCAUUUUUUAAAACACUUCUGAGACAGGAGAAUGUGCCCAUCUGAAAGUCACUGCAGCUUUAUGCUUCAGUACCAUUUAGGAACUUUUGCCUAAAACAUCAUCUCUAAACAAGGAGAUGGGAAUCCAUCUUCACUUUUACUAUGAAGAUGUAAGUGACUUGAUUCAAAAUCGAUCAUGAGAUCCUGGCACCUGUUCUGGAGGGCUGUGUACCCUACCUAGUAUGAAAUAUUCUCAUUCUGCCCUGCUUCUCCAGAUGUGGUGUUAUCUGGAUGCAAUGCAAUGCAGCUUUGCAUUGGGCAGUAUUGCCAUGCCCUUCUUUUAAAGAAUGCCACUUGCAAUAAGCUAACAGACGCAAACACUGCUGAUAGGCAGACAUGCAUGGUUGAAAUGGGUUCUGAGGAGCCAAUUUGUGUUUUAGGUGGGAAAGUAUUUAUAUACCAAGGGAAGGCACAGUGAGGUGUUAGAGAGAGAGAGGGAAGUGCUACAUGUCAAGAGGAUGGGAGGAGGAGGAGAAAUGCAGUGACCCAUGGAAAACAGGAGGUGCAGAAGCUGGUGUACAGAACUCUCUCCCCAAAGGUGGAAUCCAGGGUUGUGCUGUUUUGAUGUAUGCUGGGUGGGAAAGGAUUAGUAUCUCAGGUAGAGGGUUCCUAGUAAAGACCUCAUGACCUUUCACAUGGCAUCUUCAUCUGUAAAGAAGCAGAGAUUGGCCCAAAUCCAUUCUCUGUUGCCACUGUGUCAUAAUGACCAUUGUAAGUUAAAUGGACUUUUAUUAAUUUAUUAGUAUCUUAAUUUUUUAAAAUAAAUGGUUGUAGAUGUAUGGACAUGUAUUUACUAGAUGUUUCCCUUGUAACUAUGUAAGUGUGCAUGUCUAACAGUGGAAGUAAAGAGCACGUUGGUAUACA